Orbicella faveolata is the source of this 761-nucleotide messenger RNA. RefSeq names its product putative protein TPRXL. Lineage: Eukaryota; Metazoa; Cnidaria; Anthozoa; Scleractinia; Merulinidae. The record is from RefSeq and is a predicted model, not a curated record.
GCUUAGGUCCCAGCUCUUGUUCCACGAUGAAUUCCCGGUUUAGUCCCAGUUGGAGUCCAAACUCAAGUCCCAGCUGUAGUCUCAGCUCGAGUCCCAGCUCUAGUCCCAGUUCGUGUCCCAGUUCGAAACCCAGCUCAAGUCCCAGUUCGAAACCUAGUCAAGUUUCAGCUCAAGACCCAAGUCGUGUCAGUUCGAGACCCAGUUCGAGACCCAGCUCGAGACCCAGUUCGAAACCCAGUUCAAGACCCAGCUCGAGACCCAGUUCGAGGCCCAGUUCGAGUGCCAGUUCGAGACCCAGUACGAGACCCAGUUCAAGACCCAGCUCGAGCCCUAGGUCGAGACCAAGCUCGAGACCCAGUUCGAGUCCCAGUUCAAAUUGCCACUCUAGUUCCAGUUCAUGUCCCAGCUCUGAUCCCAGUUCGAGUCCCAGCUUGAGUCCCAGCUUUGGUACCAGCUCUAGUCUCAGUUCGAGUUCCAGUUCUAGUCCCAGCUCAAGUCCCAGUUUGAGUCCCAGUCCAAGUCCCACCUCUGGUCCCAGCUCUAGUUCCUGUUUGAGUCCCAGCUCUAAUUCCAGUCUAAGUCUCAGCUCUAAUUCCAGUUCGAGUCCCAGCUGGAGUCCCAGUUGGAGUCCUAGCCCGAGACCCAGCUCUAGUAUAAGCUUCUGGUCCCAGUUUUAGUUCCAGUUUGAGUCCCAGUUGGAGUUCCAACUCUAGUCCCCGCUCGAGUCCCAGCUCGAGACCCAGCUCUAGUAUACGUUCUGG